CUCCUCCUGCAGACUUUUCCUUUUCCUCCUCCUUUCUUUUUCCCCCUUCCCUUUUCCUUUUCCUUUUCUUUUUCUCCCUUCCUCUCCUUGCUUUUCCCUCCCUCUCCUGCGGGAGCUAGCCCUUGUGUCCCACACGCCCUCUCUCUCCUCUCCCUCUUGCCCUUUUACCUAUAAGCCUCUCUGCACCCUCCCUUCUGUUUGCCCUUUCCUACAUUUCUCCCUGCUGCUGCAUACUUAACACAAACAAUUCGUCCGACACCUCCCACCUACCUACCCCCUCCCACCUUCCCUUCCUCCAUCCCGUCGCCUGCUCAACUCUGGGGGCUCGUUGAUCAACCCAUCCCAACCAUUGCUCCAGUGCAACCUUCAGCCAUCGAGUGAGCAGUAGCAAUGGAUGCCAUCUACCCCGUGAUGGCCUCGGUCGUGAGGAGGGAUGCGGCUGAGGAUAGUCCCAGUGCUCAGAGGAAGCAGUCGGAGGGUUCCUUUGUGUCCAGUAUAUCUCUUGCCAUGAUUGCUAUUACCGUCGUCAGCUUCUGUUUGGCACGGCGACUUGUAGGAGUCCGUGACUUGACAUCGUUGCCACUGGCGCGCUGGUGUAAGUUCGCCGUUUUUGCUGGUGUUUCUUUUUGUUACCCUUUUUAUUAGUCGCUAAAUGCGGACUUGUCGCUCUUCUAGUGAUUCUCGCCGUUUUUCUCGACAGUUGGAUGUUUGUGCUUUCGAGUACAAUUUUGCAGGCGAGUUUCGGCCUCAACAGCAGUCUUAGGGCGUGUGACGCGGGAAUAUUGCUCUGCCUGGUUUGCUAUCUGAGCUCCAAGGUUUUGAUGUACUUUUUUCUUGUCGAGAAGGUAUGAUACAGUAGUCCUCGUUUUGCCCUGCAUUGAACAUGUGACAAUUACUGAUGGGUGGCCUUCUAGGUUUUCAUUGUACGUGGUAACCGCUCUUCGCGGUUCAAGGACAAGCUCUUCCUGUUUAAUACUUUCGGCAUGCUUUUGCCGUACGCCGUAGUCAUCACCUUAACUUUCGUUUAGUGCGUUUCUCUCUCCACCCUUCCCCCCGAUGCGCCCUCUAACACUUUUUCCCUGUAGUCGCAACGCCCAGUUGGUGAACGGGGAGUGCAAGAUCGGAUUGAAGCUCCCCGCCAACAUUCCGCUGCUGGUUUUUGAUUUCACAAUUAAUGUAUGCGGCCAUCGCCUGAAGUAUCGCAUACCUUCCCGCUAACGGGGUCAAAUUCAGGUCUACUUAACCUUCUUGUUCCUGAAGCCUCUUUCUGGUGAGCCGAGCGCCCUGCGGAGUCCGGUACUGGUUUGCUAAUGGUUUGGAUUAGGUCUCUGGACCUUUCGCAAUGGGGCCAAGGCCAAGAAAAGCCGUCUCCAUCGCGUCGCCCUCCGCACUUUUAUUGGAAGUUGUGCAACCUUGGUCUCUACUCUUGGGUAUGUUAAUUCUGGAAGAUGGCGUGGGUUCAUGUCCCCCCCUCCCGGGAGAGUGCUGAUUGGUGGUGAAGCAACUUGAUUUCUCUCAUUAUUCUGAGCGGAAAAGAGGCUGGGUGGAUCUGUUUUGCGGUCUGCAAUUCCGACAGUAUGUUAUAAUUUCAUUCCGGUUUGAUUUUGGUAUCUUGGCGUGUCCGACACGACUAAACACUGGGUCGCAGUUUUGUUUUCUGUUCUUGUCCUGCACUGGGUUACCCACCAGGAUGACGAUAUCUCCACCGAUGGGAGGACUCGCUGCGGAGAGUGCGACCGCACAAUUGGAUGCAGAGGUGACCCGUAUUCCAUUAGUCGUGGGUCUAAUUUCGGCGGCCUCAGCAAAGACCACAAAAGCCGGGUUGCUGGGGGGGGCGGUGGCGAAGUCAUUACAAGCAUACAUGCGGUGCCAAAGGGAGCGUGCCGUCACGAUAAAUCAAUUCCUCUUGAUGGAAUCCUGACGCACACCGAAGUGCGCAGGGAUAUUGAGAGCCUGGGAGGAACCUCCGAGACGGAAGAAGAGGACCCUCGUGUCAACUCUACCGACAAUAUCCGCCAAUCAACCUGCAGUCGUUCAUAAAUGGAUUUCGUUGCCCAAAAAUACACCACGUUUCCUCAGCAUAUGCAUUGUAAUCUGGUUUUGAAUUUUCGAAUUCUUUGUAUAUAUUACCUGUUUUCCUUCCUCUUUGCUACGUAUGGGUGCUGGGGUAUGCAUUCCGUGGUAGGGCAAUUGUAUAUUUUUUCUUUUCCUUUUGCUCCCCGUGGCUGGUCUCUUUGUUUGGGGGGUUAUGAAAAUAGGUAAAUUGGGGGGGGGUUGUGGUAGCGGUUCAUUUGCGUAUGCAUGUUUGGGCUUUUGUUCUCUUUGGUUACCCAUCUGCAUUUGAGUAUGGCAGGUCUAGCAAUGCCCUUGACUGGAGCUUGGAUAUAUUUUAACCUCUAGAUUAUGGUGCUGGGUGCAGCUACAAGCUCGCAGAGGUGUGUGGAUACGGGAGCCGGGGUGUUAUUCGAGGCUCAUAAUUAACUUAUUACCUUGUAUCAUU
Tuber aestivum (summer truffle) is the source of this 2500-nucleotide messenger RNA. The record is from the annotation of a GenBank genome assembly. Lineage: Eukaryota; Fungi; Ascomycota; Pezizomycetes; Pezizales; Tuberaceae.